Chelmon rostratus (copperband butterflyfish) is the source of this 3138-nucleotide messenger RNA. It is a transcript of the gene cass4, whose product is annotated as Cas scaffold protein family member 4. The record is from RefSeq and is a predicted model, not a curated record. Gene Ontology annotation, biological process: cell migration; cell surface receptor protein tyrosine kinase signaling pathway. Gene Ontology annotation, molecular function: protein binding. Gene Ontology annotation, cellular component: cytoplasm; plasma membrane. The transcript is spliced from 7 exons. The coding region runs from base 135 to 2555 and encodes 806 amino acids. NCBI's taxonomy places the organism in Eukaryota, Metazoa, Chordata, Actinopteri, Chaetodontiformes, Chaetodontidae.
GUGAGACACACAGGAGGAGUAAACCCCAAAGAGUUUUCACACACAUUCAUUGUUGAGAUGGUUCACUGAAAACUGGCCCUCUGUGGACGGACCUAUUUCUCUGCGUGGACACUGAACACAACUGCUUAACAAACAUGAACAAACUUGCAAAGGCUCUGUAUGACAACACUGCAGAGCGUGCAGAUGAGCUGGCCUUCAGAAAAGGGGACAUCGUCACAGUGUUGGAUCAAAACGUGGCCGGCACCAGCGGAUGGUGGAAGUGUUCUCUUUAUGGACGGCGUGGCCUCGCCCCUGCUAAUAGACUGCAGCUCUUGCCGCAAACUGGCACCACUGCAGGCUCCUUAAGCCAUGCCACAGAAAGCCCUCAAUCGAUUGAUGCUGAUGACAGUGCGCAAAAUAUCUACCAGAUCCCAAGUGUACCCCGACCCUCCAGCAGCUUAGCUUAUGAACGCAUGGACAUGAUCUACAAGGUCCCAUCCACUCCUUUAUCAGCUUCAAAGAGUCCAGUCCCAUCAGCACUUAAGCACAGUGCAGAAGGACCUGAGCCUUCUUUCAGCAUGGUGUCCCAUCCAAAGGAGGUUUACGAUGUCCCAAGCCAAGCCAGAAGAACUUCUCUUUUCACUGUAUCAACAACUCCAAGACAUAUGCCACGAACACACUCACUGCUUCCAAUUUCAGAGCUGGAGAAAAGAUUUGACUCUCCGGAGACUUCAAGGUGUAGCAGUCCAGGAGACGCUUACGUGUAUGCAGUUCCACCACCUUUACCUCAGGACCCCAACUAUGACAUCCCUGUUCCUUCAGUCACAGAAGCUCAACAGAAAAUGGUCGGUGGAUACAACACCCUUCCCAACCCCCGCAAGCCCGAAUGGAUUUAUGAUGUACCAGUGGGUCCUGAGAAACAAAGUCCACCCCAAGGCUCCUACGAUACCAUGCCCUCCAAGGCCAUUUGCAGGCAGCUUUAUGACACUCUUCCAGCACAUGCUUGGCCCAUUCAAAGAGGCAGUCCAACUGCUUCGCUUUAUGAUAUACCAAAACCCAGUUCUCUUGACAUCCCAAGUCCACCCAAAGUGCUGCCAAGGGUCCCGAUAUAUGGCAAGCCCCCAGCACAGAGGCUCACAGAGGAAUUAGUUUAUGCGAUUCCACCCCAGGAGGAACCCCUCACCCGAGUUCUCACUGAUCCUCCCAGUGAUCACAUACCCCUAGAGUGCAGGGGCGACUCUAGUAAUGCUCAUGAACUCAAAAGGGUACGUCUUCAGCGAAUGAGGAACUUCCUGGCUUGCACAUCUUUCCGUGACCUUCCAGGAAGUGGGGAGUCACUGGCGCAGGAGGACGACGAGCGAGGUAGAACUUUACCUCUCUCUGCAGCAGGCAGUCAAAGAAUCAGCACAGCCUCUAGCUCCUCCACCAGCUCCUGUGACUCUUUGGCUCUGAGCUCCUCCUCUCCUGAACCUCUGCGGGAGGUGACACUGUGCCAGGACGAGGCCUGCCGCAGACUUCUGGACCUGCAGGAGUCCAUUUGCAGGGCUGUACCGCUUCUCAUGGAAUUUGUCAGCAGCCACUGGAGGAGCAGAGAACAUCUGGAGAAACACCUGAAGGAGAUCAAAGAAGCAGCAGAGGGGAUUGCAUGUUCUCUGACGUCUUUUCUGAACUUUGCCCUCGAUGUUAAGGGCAAUGCCCGCCGUUUGACCGAUGCUAACCUUCAGACAAGGCUCUAUAAACAGCUGUCCAUUGUAGAAGACUCAGGUGUGAUCCUACAACAAACAGUAAGUGCUCUGAACAUGGCUGGCUGGCCCCUCAACACACUCUGUCAGGACCCUGGGCAGGUCCAGACACCUGACCAGCUUGAGCGCUUUGUGAUGGUGGCGCGCACUGUUCCAGAGGACGUGAAGCGCCUGGUGUCGAUCAUCAAUGCCAAUGGCAAGCUUCUGUUCAGAGCCCCUCAGAAAGAUCAAGAGCCUCUCAACACCAUAGGUCAGCCAGAUACAAAGAAAAGUCCUGAUGGAAGUGAACAAGGAGGGGACUUGGUGGAGGACGACAAUGACUAUGUAGAGCUACAGACUAAGAAUGACUUUGAGAAGCAGCAGAAGGAAGUGCAGAAGGAACCAAACGAAAAUGUCACAGCAGUUCACAAGGCACAGGCUGAUAACAAGCGCCACUCCUCUGAGUCCAGCAGUGGCACAGAAGAACAUCGACUAUCCUCCCUGUCGGAGCAUUGCCGGCUUUACUUUGGCGCUCUCCAGAAGGCCAUCGGGGGAUUUGUCAGCAGUCUUCAAGAUGGCCAGCCACCGGAAAAAUUCAUCUCACAAAGUAAGCUGGUGAUCAUGGUGGGGCAGAGACUGGUGGACACCCUGUGCAGGGAAGCUCAACGUGGAGGGUCCAGUCAGAGCCUUCUGUGUAAGAGCAACCACCUGUGUGCUCUCCUGAAGCAGCUGGCUGUGGCCACCAAGAAGGCAGCACUGCACUUCCCGGAUAGACAAGCUCUGCACGAGGCUCAAGAGUUUGCAAAAGAACUGGCCCAAAGAGCACAGCACUUUCGGAUAUCGCUUGACCUCUGAGAGCACGCACAUCAAGCAUAUUGAUUUGUUCGUACAGCAAAAGACGUUGCUUUAUUUAUCAGUUUCCUUUUUCAUUCAUUUCAUAUUCAACUACAUUCAAGCUUCUUAUCCAAAAAGAUUAUUGCUUUUUGCUGAAUGUUGUUAUCAUGAUGAAUGCAGUUCCUGUUUAAAAUGUUAAUGAUGUUAGAAGAAGUUGGUGCGAUGAGCAUCUAUUUUUAUUUUAUUUGUACUCAAAUAAAAGACUUCAACACAGUGGAGUUCGGAAAUAAAUUGCACAUUUAGGAUAUUGUACUCAAGCCAAUUUUAUAAUGCAAUUUUGAAUAUAAAGUAUAAAAUAUAAUUUGUUUUAUAGAAUUUACAACAAUUUUAUAUUCUCUGAAUAUUGUUAAUUAUGUGGAUGUUUUAGGUAUUUUAUUACUUUAUUGUGUAUUCUCCAGGGUAGUAAUUAGAGUCUUCUUUUUGUGAAUAUCUAUGUAAAUAUUCUAAAAAUUGUGUUAUGCAUUCCCAAACUUUUCUUGAUAAAAGACUGAGUACAACACAUGUUGAAUUUUUAUUGCUAUUAAAAUUAGAAACUGAAAACUUU